Eremomyces bilateralis CBS 781.70 is the source of this 2150-nucleotide messenger RNA. RefSeq names its product Nop domain-containing protein. Gene Ontology annotation, cellular component: small-subunit processome; box C/D methylation guide snoRNP complex. The record is from RefSeq and is a predicted model, not a curated record. Bases 172 to 1872 code for a protein of 566 amino acids. The transcript has 3 exons. Gene Ontology annotation, molecular function: snoRNA binding. NCBI's taxonomy places the organism in Eukaryota, Fungi, Ascomycota, Dothideomycetes, Eremomycetales, Eremomycetaceae.
UUUCGAAGCUGCAAAGGUUCCUUCAGCUGGUAUUGCUGGCUAUCAAUCCCAAUUCCUUCACCGAUUGCUGGAUCAUAUUGAUCUUAUAGCUCUCAUACUCAUCCGAUUAAUAUCGCCCGUCAGAAUCUCACCCCGUCAACCCCGAGUCUAGUUGAGCUCGGUUCCGGCAAGAUGCCUCUUUUCGUCCUCACCGAGACCAGCGCUGGUUAUGCGCUGCUGAAGGCGAAGGACAAGAAACUUCUCAAACGAGAUGACUUAUCGGAGAAGUCGAGCACGGCCGAGGGGCUGUGCGACAUGCUCAAGCUGAAGAAGUUCCGAAAAUUCGAAAAUGCUACAGAGGCUCUCGACGAAGCAGCGGCCGUGAUGGAAGGAAAGGUCACGCCGGUCCUGUCAAAACUACUCGACGAGCUGAAGGAGGAGACCAAGGCCUCAUUAACAGUUGCCGACCCGAAACUGGCGAACGCAAUCAACAAGCUCCCACAGCUAUCGCUAGCCCCUAUUGCCGACUCGACGACUGAGGACCUGUAUCGUGCUAUUCGUCAACAUCUCCCGUCACUGAUUCCUGGCUUGCUUCCUACUGAUAUCGACACGAUGAAUCUCGGUCUAUCGCAUUCGCUUUCCCGGCACAAGCUCAAGUUCUCACCCGACAAGGUCGACACCAUGAUCGUUCAGGCCAUCAACCUUCUCGACGAUCUUGACAAAGAACUGAACGUGUAUGCGAUGAGAGUCAAGGAGUGGUAUGGCUGGCAUUUCCCCGAGAUGGCCCGCAUCAUCAAUGACAAUAUGGCUUACGCUCGGGUUGUCAUCCAUGUGGGCAUGAGAUCAAAUGCGUCCUCAUCUGAUCUGACAGAUAUCCUCCCGGAAGAAAUCGAGGGAGCCGUCAAGGCUGCCGCAGAGAUUUCGAUGGGCACGGAAAUCACGGAUGAGGAUCUGGAGAACAUCAAGGCCCUUGCAGAGCAGGUCAUCUCCUUCUCCGAGUACCGUAUCGAGCUGGCCAACUACUUGAACUCAAGGAUGGUGGCCCUUGCGCCGAAUCUCACCACCCUGGUCGGUGAUCUUGUCGGUGCGCGUUUGAUCGCACACGCUGGAAGUCUUCUGAACUUGGCUAAGAGCCCGGGAAGUACGAUCCAGAUCAUCGGAGCCGAAAAGGCGCUAUUCCGAGCUCUAAAGACGAAACAUGACACGCCCAAGUAUGGUCUGAUCUAUCACGCUUCCCUGGUUGGCCAGGCAAGUGGAAAGAAUAAGGGCAAAAUCGCACGUAUGCUGGCGGCCAAGACUGCCCUGGGACUUCGUGCCGAUGCCCUUUCCGACUGGGGAACCGCCGGCGCCGGCAAGGGCCCCGAGCCGUCGGAAGAGGACAAGGCACUCUUCGGUGUUGCGUCACGAAUCAAGAUCGAGCAGAGGUUACGGGCGCUGGAAGGCAAGCCUUUGGCUGCCAGGGGAACGGCCAUUGGGCCCGGAGGCCAGACUCAGAACCAGCCGAAGUGGGAGGUCAAGGAGGCGCGGAAGUAUAAUGCCGACGCGGAUGGCCUUCAAGGAGACGAGCCCGCCGGUCACGCCGACCAACGAGAAACCGUGCCUACCAAUGGCACCAAAGCCGAAGCUAUGGAUGUGGAUGAGGACGAAGAGUCCGACGAGGAGAUGGAAGAUCAGGCCGAAGCUGGUGCCACCAACGGGACCGCCAAGGAUGAUCGGGCCGCAAAGAAGGCCGAGAAGAAGGCUCGCAAGGAAGCUAAGGCCGAGAAGAAGCGGCUGAAGGAGGAGAAGAAGGCCGCUAAGGAGGGCAAGGGCUCGAAGGAAGAGAAGAAGCGGAAGCGCGGCGCCAACGACGACGAGGGCAAGAAGAAGAAGAAGAAGUCCCGCGGCGAUUGAGCCGACAUCCCUGUCUUCUCCCUCCCUUGAUUUCGUACCGCCAUUCUAUUUCCAAAAUGAAUUGCUGUGGAAGUUUCUUGAUGUUCUGGAGCAUGGGCGUCGGAGACUACUUCUUGUUCGCGGCCUUCGCGUCACGGACCUGAACCGUCCUUCUUCUGUUGGGUACAUGGACGGCGUGAGGAGUGCCUCAUCAUUUCGGAUGCAAAAGGGGAUGGGGGGUAUACGUGUUUGCGAGUUUAUUUAAUUGUAUAGCUUUCAAUGCAAUGCCUUUUCAAAAG